ACCGUUUAACCGCGUCGUCGGAUCAGUCCAGGUUUAAAAACAGGAGAGGAGAGUGGGGCGGCGGAGACCUCAGUAUUCAGUCUAUUUUAUUGACCACGGAAUAGGGUUUGAGAGAGGACUGCGAUCUGAAGCGAUACUGCGUCUGAAGCCAUUAUGGUGAGGAGUUCUUCAUCCGAUUAUCUCGGGGACGAGAGGUUGUGGCCGCCGGGAUUCAGGUUCCACCCCACUGACGAAGAGCUUAUCCUCUACUACCUUAAGCGAAAGAUCUGCCGUCGUCGGCUCCGGCUGGACAUCAUCGGCGAGACCGAUAUUUACAAAUGGGACCCUGAGGACUUGCCUGGGCAGUCAAAACUGAAGACAGGAGAUAGGCUGUGGUUCUUUUUUAGCCCUAGAGAUAGAAAAUAUCCAAAUGGGGGACGGUCAAAUAGAGCCACCAUAUAUGGGUAUUGGAAAGCAACUGGAAAGGACCGAAGCAUCAUUUGUAAUUUUCGGAUAGUUGGCAUUAAAAAGACCUUGGUAUUCUAUAGAGGUCGUGCACCUAAUGGUAAGCGUACUGACUGGGUCAUGCAUGAAUACACCAUUGAUGAGGAGGAGCUUAAGAGAUGCCAAAAUGUUCAGGAUUAUUAUGCCCUUUACAAGGUUUAUAAGAAGAGUGGACCUGGACCUAAGAAUGGGGAGCAGUACGGGGCUCCGUUUAGAGAGGAGGAUUGGGCUGAUGAUGGAGGGACAUGUGUAAAUGAUCGUGCUCAGUCUGCUGGUGGUUGUGUUGUUGACUUGAGAGUGGACUGCCAAAUCCUCUCACCAUCAAAUGGUGUUGAGGAAAUUCUAAAUCGCAAUGUGGAUGACCCUGCACUUGGCCAAUUACAUACCAAUGGUUAUGCUGAUGCUCCUACACUUGGCCAAUUACAUAUUAAUGGUUAUGCGUAUGUGAAUCCCCAGGAUGCUGGUGAAGAAGAAACACUAAGUACUAUGUUGGAUCCUUCCUCUGAGGAAGCCAUGGCGUCUGAAUCAAUCUUAGCGUUUCAGCCAAGCUGUCAGCAUUAUGAUCUGCCAGCUGGCCUUGAUGUUACAAAGCCAUCAGCUGCAUCACAGCUACAGUUGUGUGGCACACCUGAUGUAACAUCUGCUUCCAACAUUUCUGAACCGGCACUAGUUCUAGCUGAGGAUGAUUUCCUUGAAAUUGACGAUUUCCUUUGUCCGCUACCUACACUUGCUAAUGUUGAGAAGCCUGUGGAGAAUCCUUUGUUUGAAGAGAUUGACGGGUUGUCUGAGAUUGACCUUUAUCAUGACACAUUCAAUUUUCUCCAUGACAUGGGUGUGGAAUGUGCUAGUGGUGGUUCAUCUUCCAAUCUUCCCACCAUCGUAGCAGAAGUAGUAGCUGAAGGAGCAGCUCCAAAUAAAGCUGAUGGGGAGGAGGAGGCUGAUGAUGGCUGGUGGACAUCUGCACUCUGGUCCUUUGUGGAGUCGAUACCGACUACUCCUGCAUCAGCCUCGGAAAAUGCCUUCAUGAAUAGGGCAUUUGAGCGUGUGUCAAGCUUCAGCAGGAUGAGGAUAAAUCCUGGAAACAACACUGAUAUUGUCGCUGCCACUGGUAACGGUACCACCACUGCAACUAGAAUGAAGGCUGGCUGUGGCAUGCGCAGGGGAGGAUUCUUUUACUUUUCGGUUCUCGGGGUUGCGUCUGCCAUUUUUUGGGUUUUGAUGAAAGGAACCGUAAUUAGUGUUUUGCAAAGAUACAUUGCAUUUUGAGUUUGUUUGCCAUGCAUUCCAAUUGAGCUGUAAAUCGAAGGCUCUGUUGUGCCUUCUACACUCAUAACCAUUUGCCUUAAUUGGUAUGUGCAUAUAUUUCCACAA
This is a messenger RNA of Malania oleifera, 1854 nucleotides long. RefSeq names its product NAC domain-containing protein 17-like. The transcript has 5 exons. The record is from RefSeq and is a predicted model, not a curated record. The coding region runs from base 154 to 1749 and encodes 531 amino acids. Lineage: Eukaryota; Viridiplantae; Streptophyta; Magnoliopsida; Santalales; Ximeniaceae. Gene Ontology annotation, molecular function: DNA binding. Gene Ontology annotation, biological process: regulation of DNA-templated transcription.